AUGAUUCUGACUACUAUUCUUGUAGUCGUCGGCCUUUGCUUCGGCGGAGUUGAAGCAGAUAAAUGCUGCGAAUGGCCAAUAAGUGCAAUAGGAGUUAACAGUCUCAAUGUGACUCUGAAUGACUUUGAAUGCGACGAACCAAUCAGAAUUGAUUGUGCACGUGCCUGGCCGAACGAUGGCGCACAGAAAGUCGGAAUCGCUGGUUUCAAGGAUCGAAGUGAUACUUCAAAAUAUACCAUUCUCGCCGCCAUGGAAUUCAGAGUUCAGAAAACCGUGAUUUGCUCUCCAUCGAAUAACAAAUGGUAUCCUGAAGGAUCACCAGAGGACAAAUUUUCUGGUUUCACUUGUGCUUUUUUGUUGAACAAUGGAACAUGGCAAUAUGUUUUUUAUUAA
Messenger RNA from Caenorhabditis remanei, 393 nucleotides. RefSeq lists its product as uncharacterized. Lineage: Eukaryota; Metazoa; Nematoda; Chromadorea; Rhabditida; Rhabditidae. The transcript is spliced from 3 exons. Bases 1 to 393 code for a protein of 130 amino acids. The record is from RefSeq and is a predicted model, not a curated record.